AUGGCGUCGCAAAUAUCCAGCUCUGACGUUGGGCUACCGCCAAACUCCUACAUCUACAGGAUCAUUUCCACCGCACCGCGGCUAGAUCCGCUUUCAUACUCCAAGACUGAUCAACUUGCCAUCAUCUCAUCUGACGACUCUCUGCGCUAUAUAGAUCCAGCCACCUUGAACGUGAAUGGCGUGGUCAAAACUGUCAACAACAGCGUCACCUGUCUGGAAAGGGCAAACGAUGCACCAAGCAAUGUCAUUGCAACGGCUGGAAGAGAUGGGCUUAUCAGAUUCUGGGACAACAGAAGUAGACAGAAGGUCUUAGAAAUUCAGAGCCCGAACAAGCUUGUCUCAUCUCUCGUUUGCGAUGCGCAGAAAAACUUCGUAGCCGCUGGUAUCGAGAAUCCAGACGACGGGCCUCACGAAUCUCCCGUCUACGUUUGGGAUCAGCGCAACACAUCAGCGCCUCUGCGCUCGUUCUUCGAGUCACACACAGACACAGUCACAUCUCUCCAGUUGCAUCCGACACUUCCUACGCUACUUUUGUCCUCUAGCACAGAUGGUCUAGUGAAUAUCUUCGAUACGUCUCAAUCCGAAGAGGAAGACGCACUUUACCAAGUCAUCAACCAUGGAUCUGCCAUCGCACAUGCAGGAUUCAUGUACCCAAGCACCGACAUAUUCGCACUCGGUACUGACGAAACAAUGAGCUUCUAUGCCCUGCAAAGUCAGGAGGAGGAAGAAGAGGAACCGACGCCGAAGGCUUUUGGUGAUGUGCGGGAGCCGCUUGGAUGUGAGUAUUUGGCGAAGAUGCAUUGGGUUGGUAGCCAACCAUUUCUUGCUACAGGGAAGCACAGCGAGAGACGUCUCGAUCUGGUACCCGUGUGCAAAGGAGUGGGUGGACCGUUGCAAUAUGAAUACGAUAUCGCAAAGAGCGUCAGGCUAUCAAGUGCACAUGGCGAGGAGGUCGUGCGAGAUUUAUUCACCGACACUCACUCUCAGACUACCUACACCGUUGGCGAAGAUGGACACGUCCGCGCCUGGAAGACUGAAGCAUCUACUGACGAGACUAUGGUGGUCGAUGAGGAGGCAGAUACUAGGAAGAAGGACAAGAAAGACAGGAAAGAGAAGCGCAAGGAGAAGAAAGAGAAAAAGGACAAGAAGAGGUAUGAGCCAUACUAA
This is a messenger RNA of Ascochyta rabiei, 1167 nucleotides long. RefSeq lists its product as uncharacterized. Gene Ontology annotation, molecular function: protein binding. The record is from RefSeq and is a predicted model, not a curated record. The transcript is spliced from 5 exons. NCBI's taxonomy places the organism in Eukaryota, Fungi, Ascomycota, Dothideomycetes, Pleosporales, Didymellaceae. The coding region runs from base 1 to 1167 and encodes 388 amino acids.